GAUCCUGCCCUCACGGUCACUCUGCUCAAACCUUGUUUGCGCAUGUUUUGCGCAAAGCCUUGUCUUGACUACCUCAACGAACUGGGUCUUUGAAAAGCUUUUCAAUACAUUUCGAGAGAAAUGGAUGCAACACCUUUGCAUACUUUUUCCGCUUUUAUGGAUUGUAAAAUAUAUAUGCUCGGUCAAUUGUGAAAAUUGGAUGAAAGCAGGGCAAUGGGCAAGCUCCAGUCCAAACAUGCCUCUAAACGCAGGCAGAGUCCAGAGGGUGGUAGUUUUGUUACAAACAUGCUCACGCGUCCAAAGGAUAUGGAGCUAUCUACAUACAGUGUGUUUUUGCUCUGCAGGUGGUAGUUUUGUUACAAACAUGCUCACGCGUCCAAAGGAUAUGGAGCGGAUGGAUAUCCCGAGGUACAAAAGUAAAUCCAAACAGGAACUGUGUGUAGGAGUUUUCUUGGAGCAUUCCCAACAGGGUCACGAUGGCAAACUGGAGGUGGCGUUACCUCCAGAGGGGACUCGUCCAGACCGGGCCCACGCGUGCCGUCUCCUGGCCAGGAGACAGAGCCGGGCGAGGGCCAGCCGCGCCGGGGAAACAGAGUGUGGCCCAGCUGUGGAGGGGGAGGGGGAGGCAGCGCAGGAGUGGCUCUUCACUGUCUGUGACCUUGACAAGAGCGGCAAGGUCACCACUCAGAACAUGUCCAGUCUCAUGCAUUCCAUCUGUGAGGUGAUGGAGUCAUCGGUCAAGCAGCCGUGCGCCCCGAACGCAACCCUGAAUAUCAAACUAGUUGUAUCUCCAUCAUCAACAGCAGAGAAGAUCUCACAAACAUCAGGCUGUGGGCCGGGGGGUCAGGGGGCCGGCGGCCGGGCCACGAGCCCUUAUUGUGUGGACGAAAACGCAGAGCGCCGGAACCACUACCUGGAUCUAGCUGGCAUCGAGAACUACGCCUCCAAGUUUGACGAAGCAGCGUCCUGCUCCCCAGAGGCCGGUCAGGUCCCUUGCUCAGCUCCCCAGCGCCACCCUGUGGCCACCAGGGAGCACUGCAGCUCCUCCGCCCCUCAGAGGCGCGUCUCCUUCAGGGCUAGGACCAGGGAGCAGGGGGAGGAGCGGACCGGAGGAGGGGGCCUACGGUCCACCAGGGUCCACGGUCAUCAUCACCACCACCACCACCAGCAGCCCCCUGCCGCCUCGGGGCCCUGCCGCCUCGGGGCCCCGCCCUGCGCCCCCCCCCUGCUCCGGAGCCACAGCGGCAGGAGGCUCCGCUCCAGGGGACAGGACGCCGGCGGCACCCCCUCCCGGCAGCCCUGUUGCCCGGCGCAGCACGCCGAGGGGGAGAGGGAGGCGCACCACGGCCCGCCUGCCGCAUGCUGUGGGGCCCCGGGGCCCCCAGCCCACAGGCACGAGCAUCACCAUCACCACGAACACCACCACCACCACCACCACCACUACGCCUCGUGACCCCGUCAGGCCAGGGGCCGGAGUU
Gadus morhua (Atlantic cod) is the source of this 1478-nucleotide messenger RNA. Its product is annotated as protein naked cuticle homolog 2. Gene Ontology annotation, biological process: negative regulation of Wnt signaling pathway. The transcript has 9 exons. Lineage: Eukaryota; Metazoa; Chordata; Actinopteri; Gadiformes; Gadidae. The record is from RefSeq and is a predicted model, not a curated record. Gene Ontology annotation, cellular component: cytoplasm. Bases 125 to 1453 code for a protein of 442 amino acids.